Messenger RNA from Trypanosoma grayi, 321 nucleotides. RefSeq lists its product as hypothetical. NCBI's taxonomy places the organism in Eukaryota, Euglenozoa, Kinetoplastea, Trypanosomatida, Trypanosomatidae. The transcript has a single exon. The coding region runs from base 1 to 321 and encodes 106 amino acids. The record is from RefSeq and is a predicted model, not a curated record.
AUGGUAAAGAUCACGGCAGACGAGUCCCAGCGCAUCAAGACGGCGUUUCUCUCGUACGCGCAGGGCCAGAGCAAAGUGCCGGAGGCGAUGAUGGAUCAACUCAUCUGUGGCGCCAUCCCCGGCCUCACGUGGGAGCAGCUGCAGGAGAAGAAGAAGGGCCGCGGCGCCGCGGACGGGUUCGACCGCAGCGCCUUCUUUGCCCUUGUCGCCUCAGAUGAUCAGUACGUGCGCUUCGUUGCGCAGCACUUCCCGCCCGCGCCGGUGGAGGAGAAGCCACCGGAGGUCGACGCGUUGGAGCUCAAGACGCAGAAGGGCUUCUAA